AUAAAAGGAAAAAAAGUGAACUUAAAAUUAGAUAGUGGAGCAGCUUGCAAUGUUUUGCCGUUCGAUAUAUUCUUACAACUGGAUGAGCCUCUAGUGGAAUCCAAAACGAAACGGCUCAUAUCAUUCAGUAACCACAAGCUUACUGUGAAGGGAGAAGCAACGCUGCCGGUGAUAGUUCGGGGUCACGAAAAGAAAGCUGUGUUCAAAGUAGUUGAUGGUGAUGUGGUACCCAUACUCGGAAGAAAAACGUGUGUGCGUUUCAAUUUAAUUGCAAAAAUUGAUCACGUUAGUAUGGAUGAUUCGCUGUUUAACGGUCUAGGAUGUGUUCGUGAUUUCGUGUACGAUAUCGACUUGGUGGAAAACCCGUCAUUCCACAGUAGCCUACCACGAAGGAUUCCACAUUCACUACGAGAAGCGGUGAAAAAGGAAUUGGAUUGUAUGCAGGAACUGGGUGUCAUAGAGCCAAUCAGCGAGCCAACUCCCGUAUUGAAUGCCAUGGUAAUUGUCAGACAAAAAGUAUUCCAGAUGAAUCGAGCGAACUGUUCUACGAACCAACAACGACACUCCUCAACGCAACCCACACCGAUAUCCCCCGCCGAGAAAUCGACACCCGUAAUGCUGACGUUCCAAUCAACGUCGAAGAUGCGAGAACGACCGGACAACGGACCAGAAGCGGACGAGAGGUUCGAGCCAGAAGAGAUAGCGACUACGAGUACUAUUAGCAACGUAUUUGAAGGGGAGAUGUGACGAGAGUAACUCGUCUGUACUUCAAAUUAUCUGUGUCAUACUUCUACCUGUACCACUACAAUCAUAACA
Messenger RNA from Uranotaenia lowii, 816 nucleotides. RefSeq lists its product as uncharacterized. The record is from RefSeq and is a predicted model, not a curated record. The coding region runs from base 292 to 747 and encodes 151 amino acids. Lineage: Eukaryota; Metazoa; Arthropoda; Insecta; Diptera; Culicidae. The transcript has 2 exons.